Messenger RNA from Phytophthora sojae, 5784 nucleotides. RefSeq lists its product as hypothetical. The transcript has a single exon. NCBI's taxonomy places the organism in Eukaryota, Oomycota, Peronosporomycetes, Peronosporales, Peronosporaceae. Gene Ontology annotation, cellular component: intracellular membrane-bounded organelle; membrane. Gene Ontology annotation, molecular function: ATP binding; ABC-type transporter activity; lipid carrier activity. Bases 1 to 5784 code for a protein of 1927 amino acids. The record is from RefSeq and is a predicted model, not a curated record. Gene Ontology annotation, biological process: lipid transport; transmembrane transport.
AUGCGGGCGCUGCUGUGGAAGAACUGGCUUAUUAAGACCCGCCAACUUGUCGCGACUGCGUGCGAGAUCCUCGUGCCAGCCUUCUUCAUCCUCGUCCUUGGGUUGCUGAAGCAACUAACAACGACUGUCGACGUUCCUGCAGGCUGGAGUGAUGACGCCGACAACACUGCGGGCACCAGCUACAACCUGUUCCAGCCCACGGGUCAAACCAUCGAGUGGGUCGACGCCGAUCUGCCCAAGUUCGCGCUGCACGAGUCCACCAUGACCGGCCUGAUGCUCAAGCUCGGGCGUCAGUCCGUUGACGACGGCCUGCGCCUGGAAGAGCUCACAGCGUCCGACUUGGCUGCGUGCAGGACGGGGGUGUUGGCCGAGGGACUGGUCGACACGAACUCGUCGCCCUACAGCGUCCCGACGGAGUGCGCCGGCAAGGUCGUGCCCUACAAGGUCGGCAUCGCCCCCGACAACGCCUUCACUCGCAACUACUUCGCCGAGGCGAUGGACUUGUGGUACCCGCGUGUCGAUCUCCUGAACUCGACGAGCCAGUCUCUUACGGUUCCGUCAUUCAAGGAAAGCAUCCACUUCUUCGACUCGAACGACGCGCUGACGGAGUACGUCAAGAGCGACAACUACGGCGACAACCUCGAGAACCCCAAGAUCUUCGCCGCAAUUGUGUUCGAUUCAGCUCCGUCGGGCGACGACAUCGGAACGUUUGCGUCCAUCGAGUAUUCUUUGCGUCUGAACUCGACCCAGGGGGAUGACAUCGAUUCUGUGGGUCGCGUACCAACCACAGACAGUUCUCUAUCCGACGUGGAAUCAUUCCAGAAGGACAUCGAAACAGACUACUACUCGGUGUACACUGUGACGGGGUUCAUGACGUUGCAGACCCUUGUCACCCGCUUUGUGACCUGCAUGCCCGAGUGGAACUCGGCCAACCAGUCCACUACAGGCAUUUGCCAGCGUCCUCAGACUACCGCCUUAGCCUCGUCCGAGCUCGACAACACGCUCCUUGACGUUUUGAGCGAAGAUGCCUUGAUUCAGGAAGCUCUCAGUGCUUUCGACCUGUCUGGUAAUACGACAUUGUCCGGUAUUCUGGCCGAGCUGUCGAACAACACCAAGGAAGUUUUGCUGACGCCUCUGCGCCAAGCCCCACAGUCUGUACUGGGCGCUACCGUUGCGCCAUUCCCCGCCGACGACUACACCAGCUCGCCCUUCUACGAUAGUGUAUCAAGCGUAUUCGCCAUCGUCUUCAUCUUGGCAUAUCUAUUCACGAUCUCGCGCAUCCUCGUGGUGCUCAUCCAAGAGAAAGAACUGCGUCUGCGGGAAUUCAUGAAGAUCCUUGGCGUGACCGAGAAGACUAUUUUCUUGACGUGGUACAUCACGUACGCGGCUAUCCUCUUUGUCGGCGCGGUCGUCCAGGCGCUUGCUGGUCUGGCUGGACUCUUCCCGAACAGCUCGCUGAUCGUCACCUUCCUGUUCUUCUUCCUGUUUGGACUGAGCGUCUUGGCGCUGGCGUUCCUCAUCAGCACACUAUUCAGCAAGGCUCGUGUGGGCGCGUUCGUGGGCAUGGUGGCUUUCUUUGCUAUGUACGUCAUCUCACAAGGAUAUUCCGACGGCACGGCUGAGAGUUCAAAGCGCAUAGGCUCGGUGUUUUCCCCAGUGGCGCUGUCACUUGGCGUCAAUGUACUGGCGAACGCUGAGAAGACCGGGGAAGGCGUGCAGCUCUCGACGAUGGACACGCUCAGCGAUAACUACCGCCUGAGCACAGCAAUCCUGAUGUUUGCCUUCGAUACGGUGCUCUACACUGUGCUUGGUCUGUACUUCUCGAAGGUGAUGCCCAAGGAGUACGGCACGUCCCUCAAAUGGUACUUCCCGGUGUCACCUUCGUACUGGCGGAGCCGCAAGCAGCGCCAAGUGACGAUCGAUGAACCGGCCGACACCCUGACGGAUAACCUCCUGUUGGAUUUGGAUCCAAAUUUCGAACCUGUGAGCUCAGACCUCCGUGAUCAAAAGCAUCGCGGCGAGGCGCUCACUGUGCAGCGACUUCGCAAGGUGUUCCAGGUCCCUGGAGGCGAGAAGGUGGCGGUCAAGGGACUCGAUGUCACCAUGUACAAGGACCAGAUCACCUGUUUGCUGGGUCACAACGGUGCCGGCAAGACCACGCUGAUCUCCAUGCUCACUGGUAUGACUGCCCCCUCCAGCGGAAACGCUACCUACCGCGGCAUGUCGAUCAACGAAGACAUGGACGAGAUGCGCCAGUCGCUCGGCAUUUGCUUCCAGCACGACGUCUUGUUCCCUGAGCUGUCGGUCCAGGAGCACCUGCAGUUCUUCGGACAGAUCAAGGGCUACGCGGACGAAGAGCUGCAGGCUGUGGUCGACCGUCAGAUCCGCGAGGUCGGCUUGACGGAGAAGCGCAACUCGAAACCCAACGACCUGUCUGGCGGUAUGAAGCGCAAGCUGUCGGUGGCUGUGUCGCUGCUCGGUGACAGCUCGCUGGUGUUCCUGGACGAGCCCACGUCUGGCAUGGACCCGUACAGCCGUCGCAGCACGUGGGAGAUUCUGCUGAACAACCGCAACGACCGCGUGAUGGUGUUGACGACGCACUUCAUGGACGAAGCUGACAUCCUGGGCGACCGCAUCGCCAUCAUGGCGGAAGGCGAGAUACGCUGCUGUGGCUCGUCGCUCUUCCUGAAGAACCGCUUCGGUGCGGGCUACAACUUGACCCUCGUGAAGGACGACGCCAUGUGUGACGAUGAUGCCGUGGCUGCUUUUGUGAAUUCGUAUGUCCCCUCUGCGCAGCUUCUGAGCAACGUCGGCAGCGAGAUCGCGUUCCAGCUCCCGCUUCAGAGCUCCUCGAGCUUUGCCGCCAUGUUUGCCGAGAUGGACCGUCAGUUGCAGUUGCUGGGUCUCCUGUCUUAUGGCGUGUCCGUGACUACGUUGGAGGAGGUGUUCAUCAAGGUGGCGGAGCUGGCCGACGAGAACAACCAGCACACUCUGGGCAACAAUGCGCGACGGGAUGCAUCGGACUCGGGAGAAUAUUAUCAACCAUGCGACGAGAUCAUCACAACGGAGUCGAUGUUCCAGAGGCACCUGCGUGCUCUUGUCCUGAAGCGCUUCCGCUAUGCCAAGCGUGACAAGAAGGCCAUCAUCUAUGUCGCUGCAUUGCCCGUUUUACUCAUUGCUGCUGGAUUGGGGAUCCUCAAGGGAAGUUUGGAGAUCAGUGAUGACCCUCUCAAGGCUCUGAUAACGGACGCAUUCUCCGGAAGCGCGACGCCGACGCCCUACUUCUGCCAGGCCGGAGGUGGCGCCGGAGAAUGGUGUAGCGAGGUGAUGGCGUCUUCUUAUUACUCCGGGGCUAGCGCGCAGUCACUGUCGAUUUCGGAACCGGCAUUUGACUCGGAUUCCCCCACAGUAUUCGGCGUCACUUACACGGAUCCAACCAUCAAUGCGAGCGGCGCGACCGGGUACAGCGUUGCAUUGGGGCAGCAGGUCUACGAGCGUGGAUAUGGCAAGGGCGCUGAUCUCGUGGAGGGCCAGUAUGGAGCUUACUUGGUGUACGGCGACAGCACGCAGAACUUGUUUGGUUACAACGUGUUCACGAACACGACGGCUUCGCACUCAUCGGCGAUUUUCAAGGCGUUAAUGGACCAGGCUGUGUAUCGCUUCUUCGCGGCAAACAGCUCGAGCGAAACAGGAACCUCGACCGUGGACCUGAAGGUGAACAACUACCCGUUACCGUACACAGCCGCAGCAAAAGCCGUCUUCAGUUCUUCCACAUCAUUUGUUGCCGCGCUCUUCAUCUGCAUCGCAUUCACGUUCCUGCCGGCGUCGAUUGUUGUGUUCCUGGUGAAGGAGAAACAGGCGGAGCACAACUCGAAGCAUCAGCAGCUCGUCUCUGGAGUAUCGUUGCCUGCAUUCUGGAUGUCCAACUACAUCUGGGACUUCGUGAUGUACAUUUUCCCGUGUGCUUGCGCGCUGAUCUUGAUCAACGUGUUCGAGAUCUCGUCGCUCACGGGCCAAGACUGCGACAGCUGCACGUCUGAAACGUUCCCGUCGGUCAUUUUGCUGUUCGUCCUCUUUGGAUUUGCGAUCUGCCCGUUCACGUACUGCCUGUCGUUCCUGUUCAAGGAGCACGCGUCCGCGCAGACGUACACGAUCGUGCUCAACUUCAUGAUCGGCGUGGUGUUGAUGAUUGUAUCCUUUAUUCUGGACACGAUUGACUCGACUUCAGACGUCAACUCGGUCUUGAAAUUCAUUUGGCGCUUCUCUCCGCUGUUCGACCUUGGAAAUGGACUCCUCAGCAUGGUCACGAAUAACAUCGACACCAUCCAGUACAGCGAAGGCAAGACAAGUCCGUUCAGCGGAGAUGUCAUCGGAUACGAACUGCUCUACCUCGCGCUUAUUGCCGUCUUGUACAUGAGCCUGGCAGUGUAUCUUGACUACUCCAAGACAUUUGCGAGGGCGCAAGAGGGUGAGAGUGAAAACCAAAUUGUUAACGAAGAGAUGGAGGUAGACGAGGAUGUCGAGAAGGAAGCACAACGAGUUGCCAAUGGUGAAGCCGACGGAGACGCGGUGAAGCUCAUGGGACUCCGCAAGGUCUACCCUGGCGGCAAGGUGGCUGUGCGCAACCUCUCCUUUGGCUUGAAGCGUGGUGAGUGCUUCGGCUUCCUCGGUAUCAACGGAGCCGGCAAAACCACGACGAUGAAGAUGCUCACGGGUGACGUCCAGCCGACACAUGGCACAGCCACGCUCAACGGCUUCGACAUCCUCUCGCAGCAGAUUGAAGUGCGUCGCCAGAUCGGAUACUGCCCCCAGUUCGACGCCUUGUUCGACUUGCUCAGCGUCCGCGAGCACCUGGAGCUCUUCGGUGCGAUCAAGGGCAUUCCACGAGACUCACUGGAGCGCGUCGUGAUGGAGAAGAUCCAGCAGCUCAACCUCGGUGACUUCGAGCACAAGCUCGCUGGCAGUCUCAGUGGCGGCAACAAGCGCAAGCUGUCCGUGGCCAUCGCCAUGAUCGGCAACCCGGCCAUCAUCUUUCUGGACGAGCCUUCCACCGGCAUGGACCCGGUUAGUCGACGAUUUAUGUGGGACGUCAUCGCGGAUAUUUCGACUCGCGGCAAGGAGUCGACGAUCGUGCUCACCACUCACAGCAUGGAGGAGUGCGAGGCGCUGUGCUCUCGCGUCGGUAUCAUGGUCGGUGGUCGGCUCCGCUGCUUGGGCAGUGUGCAGCACCUCAAGUCUCGGUUCGGCGAUGGCCUCGUGUUCGACGUGAAGCUCGACAUGCCGACGGCGGACGAGUUGGAGUAUCUGGUCCAGCGCAUCUUCGGCACCGACAGCGAAUUUGUCACUCCCAUGGAACUGGAAGACAAGUGCCGCGCGUUCGGUAACGCCCAGUUCGCCGAGCGAGUCGAUGCUUCUCACCCGACUGGCUACAGUCUGGCCGCCGCCAUGGAGCGCGACGGGUUCGUCCGCGCCGAGGCCUUCUGCUCUUGGUGCGUCGAGGAAACGCGCUUCGACGAGCUGAACGACUACCUUGUACGGGCCUUCGGAUCGGGACAAGUGCAGGUGAUGGAGCGCCAGAACGACUUCGCGCGCUUCAAGGUGCGCAGCCACAACAACGAGGUAAAGCUGUCCAAGAUGUUCGCGCUCGUCGAAGAUGUCAAGACCAAGAUGCACAUCCGCGAGUACAGCGUCUCGCAGACGACACUGGAGCAGAUCUUCAACUCGUUCGCGAGCCAGCAGGAGGAGGAGCAGGGCGUCGCUCGCGGUGUUUUCCAGGGCCAAUGA